This is a messenger RNA of Solanum tuberosum (potato), 2409 nucleotides long. RefSeq names its product anthranilate synthase alpha subunit 1, chloroplastic-like. The record is from RefSeq and is a predicted model, not a curated record. Gene Ontology annotation, biological process: L-tryptophan biosynthetic process. Lineage: Eukaryota; Viridiplantae; Streptophyta; Magnoliopsida; Solanales; Solanaceae. The transcript is spliced from 15 exons. The coding region runs from base 1 to 2409 and encodes 802 amino acids.
AUGCGUAUUGUUUUCUCGGAAGAAUACUUGAUUGUUGUAGAUUGUGUUGCUUUGGAAGUGAUUCGGAAGGGGAAAACUCAAUUGUCAAGGACUAGAGCUUCUGUUUCCAUAGGUAGGGGAACAGUUCUUGAUACCUCAACUAGGGGUAGUGGUUGGGCUAGAGCUAGAGACUAUGCUCGUGGAAUUGCACCGGCUAGAGGCCGUGCCCAUGAAGUGGCACCAGCUAGAGGCAGAGCUAGAGAGACUUCAGUUGAGCCACAUAUUGAGUGUUAUGAGAGGUUUCAGAAUAUUAAACCACCAGAGUUUCAAGGUGGUAAGAGCGAUGAUACUCAUGAGUUCUUGACUUGGUGCCAUGAGAUGCAUGAGGAAGUGGGUAUGAUGGAUGCUCGUGCUGUUCAUUUUAUUGCACUUCAACUGCGCGGACGCGCCAGUGAGCAGUGGAGGACUUUUUGGAGAUCUAGACUAUCAAAGUUACUUAUAUGUCAUCGGAAUGUUCUGCCGGUCUCUCUCAUUUCUAGCCAGAGUUCAACUUCUACUCGUCUCCAUUGCUCCUCUCUCAACUCGUCAUCUCUUCUUAUGGAUGAGAAGAGGUUCAUUGAAGUUUCUAAAAGCGGAAACUUGAUUCCGCUUCACAGAACCAUUUUUUCUGAUCAUCUGACUCCGGUGUUGGCAAACCGAUGUUUGGUGAAAGAAGAGGAUCGUGAAGCUCCAAGUUUUCUGUAUGAGUUUUGUUUCUCUCAGGGUCGAUACAGCGUGGUGGGAGCUCAACCAUCCAUGGAAAUUGUAGUUAAGGAACACAAUGUGACUAUAUUGGACCACCAAGCUGGAAAAUUGACUCAGAAGAUGGUCGAAGAUCCAAUGACAAUUUCAGCAAGUAUUACCAACGGAUGGAAGCCCAGACUUAUUGAUGUUGAACUACCUGAUACCUUUUAUGGUGGAUGGUUUGGUUACUUCUCAUAUGACACAGUUCGGUAUGUAGAGAACAAAAAGUUACCAUUCCUAAGGGCUGCAGAGGAUGACCGGAACCUCGCAGAUAAUCAGUUAGGACUUUAUGAGGAUGUCAUUGUAUUUGAUCAUGUAGAGAAGAAAGUGCAUGUGAUUCACUGGGUGCGGUUGGAUCAAUAUUCCUCUCUUCCUGAGGCUUAUCUUGAUGGGAAGAAACACUUGGAAAUAUUAAUGUCUAGAGUACAAGGAAUCGAGUCUCCAAGGUUAUCUCCCAGUUCUGUGGAUUUCUGUAUUCAUGAAUUUGGAACUUCGUUAACCACGGAAAACAUGACACGUGAGGAGUACAAGAAUGCCAUCUUACAGGCAAAGGAACACAUUGCUUCAGGAGACAUACAUCAAAUUGUUUUAAGUCAACGUUUUGAGAGAAGAAUAUUUGCUGAUCCAUUUGAAGUCUAUAGAACAUUAAGAAUUGUGAAUCCAAGCCCAUACAUGACUUACAUACAAGCCAGAGGCUGUACUUUAGUUGCAUCGAGUCCAGAAACUUUGACGCGUGUGAAGAAAAGAAGAAUUGUUAAUCGACCAUUAGUUGGGACAAGUAGAAGAGGGAGGACACCUGAUGAGGAUGUGAUGUUGGAAAUGCAGAUGUUAAAAGAUGAGAAACAAUGUGCGGAGCACAUCAUGCUAGUCGAUUUAGGACGAAAUGAUGUAAGAAAGGUAUCAAAACCUGGUUCUGUGAAUGUUGAUCUUUGGUUGUUUCAUACAAUCUUUACAAGCAUGGCAUUUUUUCCGCCACAGGUGUCGGGAGAGUUGCUUGAUCAUUUAACCUGUUGGGAUGCACUCCGGGCUGCAUUGCCUGUUGGGACCAUCUGUGGAGCACCAAAAGUUAAGGCGAUGGAGUUGAUCGAUCAACUAGAAGUGGGUCGGAGAGUGCCUUACAGUGGUGGAUUUGGAGGCAUUUCAUUUUCAGGUGGCAUGGACAUAGGAUUAGCUCUAAGGACGCUGGUAUUCAUGAACAGACCUCGUUAUGACACAAUGUAUUCAUACACGGAUGCCAGCAAACGUCAGGAAUGGGUUGCACAUCUCCAAUCUGAGGCUCGAAUUGUCACUGAUAGUGAUCCUGAUGAGAAACAGAAAGAAUGUGAAGAUAAAGUAGCUUGUCUAUGCAGAUCAUCAGUACUUAAGAUAAAUUGUUCUGUGCCAAAUGUAUUUUCAAGGGCCAGAGGUCGAUACAACAUGGUGGGAGCUCAACCAUCCAUGGAGAUUGUAGUUAAGGAACACAUUAUGACUAUAUUGGACCACCAUGCUGGAAAAUUGACAAAGAAGAUGGUCGAAGAUCCGAUGACAAUUCCAACAAGUAUUUCUAACGGAUGGAAGCCCAGACUUAUUGAUGAUGAACUACCUGAUACUUUUUGUGGUGAGGAUCCUGUUUUCACUAAUUGUGGUACGAGUAACUUGUUUAAUUAG